This is a messenger RNA of Prunus armeniaca (apricot), 489 nucleotides long. The record is from the annotation of a GenBank genome assembly. Lineage: Eukaryota; Viridiplantae; Streptophyta; Magnoliopsida; Rosales; Rosaceae.
AUGGAAUCAAACAGAGCUCAUGGGAAGAGGAGCUUGAACUACAAGAUGGAGGAAGAGGAGGAGGAGGAGGAGGAUGAAGAAGAAGAACAGGAUGAAGAGGAGGAUGAUGAAGAUACUAACAGAUCAUCACUAGUGUACGGUGAGGAUGAGAGGAGGAAAAGAGUGUUGAUGGUGAAUAGUGCAACUACUACUCCUAACAAGAGAGGAUCUGGUGCAGGAGGGUCUAUGGCAAGGCCAUCUUGUCAAGCAGAUGAUUGCAAUGCUGACUUGAGUGAUGCAAAGCAAUACUAUCGCCGCCAUAAGGUCUGCGGUGUUCAUGCCAAGGCUCCGGCGGUGCGUGUGGGUGGAGUUCAACAGCGCUUCUGCCAGCAAUGUAGCAGGUUCCAUAGCCUAUCAGAGUUUGAUGAUAAUAAAAGGAGUUGUCGGAGGCGUUUAGCUGGACACAAUGAGCGGCGUCGGAAAACCUCCUCUGAAUGUCAUGGAGAAUGA